Messenger RNA from Ectocarpus siliculosus, 3276 nucleotides. NCBI's taxonomy places the organism in Eukaryota, Phaeophyceae, Ectocarpales, Ectocarpaceae. The record is from the annotation of a GenBank genome assembly.
AUGACUUCCACUGAUACAAUGUUCGACGUGCUGCCCACAGGUUCCAUCCCAAAGGAGCUUGGAGCCCUUCAAGAGCUCACGUUUCUUGGCCUGAGUAAUAACCAUCUCACAGGUACUGUCCCUAAGGAGCUGGGAGCCCUUGCCGAGCUCGCGCAUCUUGGCUUGGACAGCAACCAAAUCUCAGCUCUCUGGGACCACACCCAGAACGUUCAAGAUGAGGACCAAGAUAAGGGAGGUUGUGGCAUGUCAGGUGGGUCAAUGCCCGGGCAGCUGUGCCGGUUGCUUGACGUCCUCGAGAGAGCGAAAAUCGUUCUCGAUGGCAACCCCUGGGCUGAACCGCCAGAAUCUAUCGUGGACAAAGGGCGGAAGAGCAUGAGAAGUUAUUUCGAAGAUCUUUAUGCUGAACCCUGCCGGAUCGAGCGUAUCAGUACCAAGGUGGUUCUUGUCGGGCAGGAAGGAGCAGGGAAAUCGAGCUUGCGCCAGAGCAUGAAGGCCAAUGAACCAACUCCCACGGGUGAGUGGAAGGAGGAGAGCACGGUGUUUGCGGACGUGGAGCCCAUGGAGCUAGAAGGUUCAUCCGUUCGGGUGUACGACUGCGCUGGGCAGGUUGCCUACACGGGGCUUCUGCAGAUGUUCUUGACGCCACGGUCGGUUUGCGUGCUAGUGUGCAACGCGGCGGCGUUCGGGCAGCAGCUAGAACGCAAAAACUCCGGCGAAGUUGAGGAAGACUGCCGCAAGCUGGAAGAGUUGCGUGUGUGCGAUUGGCUGCGAUCAAUUUCUCGACGAGUUCCCCAUAACGACGUCAUCCUGGUGGUCACCAAGUGCGACCUGGCGGGCGGAAACGCAGCGGAAAUUGGCGAAAGAGUGGAGCAUGCCUGUCGGACGUGGCUUUCGAGCUGGGUUCGCCAUGGUAUGCAGCCCGUUCAGUUGGAGCCCGGCGUUUCUUUCACGAGCUGCUUCCCAGCAGAAGGUGGCCAACAUGGUGAGGUUGGCACUGAGAACCAUGGGUCGAAGGGGGACUGGGCGUGCGACUGGCAUGACAUGAAAGAUGAUCACCCCCCGCCCAGUUUACUUCACCGGCUCGUCAACAAGCCUGACGGAGGUGGUCUCCGAGGAGCUCAGAUGGUGCUUCCUCGCAGCUGGGAUACAGUCCUCAUUGUUCUGGAUUCUCUCGAGCAGGGACGCGAUCCGGUCGAGGUAGUACUGCGCAAGUCACUCCACCCCGACAGAGGAGACGCGACGGAAACGGCAGGAGGCAACACAGUCGUGUAUCAGGGGAUCACGGUUGAGGACCUCAGCAAGAAAUGGCAGAAAAUAGUUGAUGAGCUUGAGCGGAGAGGGAUCAUCGUCACAAACGCCAAGAAUGCUUUGGAAGGAGCUCUCUCGAUCAGGGAGUUCGACGGAUCCCUCGUUCGCCACGAAACGUUCGUCUUUCUCGACGUACUUUGGCUGGCGAGAAUCCUCAAGCCCUUGCUCAAUCACAAGGACCAAGAGACCUUUGACGGCCGUGUGAAUCUUGGGGACACGGGUGACGCGCGUAUCACCCUGGACGAUCCGUUAUACAUCGCUUCGUGGGGCAGGCUCAAGAACGAGGGCGUGCUUGAACCAAGAUUAGCGUAUGCGAUGUGGCCGGGUGGCCUGUCCGAGUAUGUUCUCCCCACGCUUGCAUCCUUGGGUCUCACGUUCCCGCUCGAAGGCGAUCUUGAUGAGGGCCAGGUAGUUCUUCUGCGGCUAAAACCAGAACGCCCCGAUAGUGUGGGCGAAGUGAUCGACACAUUCUGUUCGAGGCACACCCCAGCACUGAGUGCCAGUUGGAAUAUCUUUCUCGGUGUACCGCCUGGUGCGAUUGAAAAGGUGCUGACACGGUGCUGCGGUCUUGGUGCCGUGCAAACAUUCUGGCGAUAUGGGGUGCUUGUGCACGGUGGCCUCGGCGAUUUGGGUGGGCGCGGGAUAUUUGCCGUGGUACUAGAAUACUCAUCAACCGACCACAAGCUCAAUGGUCAGAUCUUCGGUGAUAUCGGCACUCCGGCUCCGUGGGUGGCGCUGUCAUACGUCAUGUCUGCGGUGAGCUUGAUGCUGGUGGAUUUCCCAGGACUACGCUGGGGCGGUGCUCUCAAGUGUCCUCAACAUGGUGACGCGAUGCUUAUGGCCAACAAGGUGACCCAGGCCGGAGAAACAUUUCUGAAACGCAGAUGCCCGCGUUGCAGUACCGAAACCAAGGGACUUGGGGCCGCGGCUAUCGAUCUCUUGCGCAUGGUCGACAUCCGAAUGGACCGAGGUGAAAUUUUCGACGAGGUGAUGGAGAGGUUCGAUGCCCUGAAGGGCCACUACUCCUUCGAUGGCCAGGCGGGUAGCUCCAAGAAAAAGGACGGGUUGACGCGAAUGGUCGAAAGCAUCAUCAAAACCAUGAAGGGGGGGGUUGACGACACCAAGGCCGGGUUGGAUGAGGUGAAGGGAGGGUUUGGCAACGUGCAGGGCGAGGUGAGGAGAGGAUUUGGCUACACGAAGGCUGCUCUCGACGGUAUCACGGACGGCUUAGGCGAAGUGAAGGUCGAGGUGGAGGAUGGGUUCGGCAUGAUGACAGGAAGGCUGGACAAGGUGCUCGAGAGUACCCAGGAAAGCCUAAUGCGCCUGAAGAACUUGCAGGCCCCGAACUACCUUUACCCUCGGCUUGUGGUCGUCAAGGAGGUUGGAUCUGGUGGCACUUCGUCGAAGGCCCAUGGGAAGAAGAGCAUGCUGACCAAGCUCCGUGGCUUGGCAAAGAAGGACAUGACCCUGCACUUCUUGUGCCCGGUCGACAUGACCAGGGUACCGUGUGGCUAUGGUGGUGAAGGCCAUCGGUUUAAGCAGACGCGUGGCUGGGUGAGGAAAAUAUCGCCGGUGCUUCAGGUGGCCGUGGUGACCGCGAAGGUAGCGCUGAACGCCACGACAGGACUGAACGUGGACCCCUCGGAUUUCCUGAAGGACGUGAGAGACGGACUGGUGGGAGAGCUAGUCGACCGCACUCUUGACGAACAUGCGCUACGUCGUGUUGUAACGGGUGAGGAAGCAAUCGGUGCCGACAUGCAAAGGGGUACGAGGGCCUCUUACGAAGCGCUGAAGAAGUUCAUGGACAAGGAGGAAAUCAAAAGGUGUAAGGACGCCAAGGAUGGUGAUGGCUACGUUCACUUCAGAGACGAGAUGAAGCGUGUAGCCGACGGGAAGGGGGGAAUGGUGUGGGUGCGGAACAAGAACGUUCAAAAGUGGCUGGAAUCGCGUGCCGCACCGACCAGAUAG